Messenger RNA from Scomber scombrus (Atlantic mackerel), 1995 nucleotides. RefSeq names its product prostaglandin E receptor 1a (subtype EP1) (gene ptger1a). NCBI's taxonomy places the organism in Eukaryota, Metazoa, Chordata, Actinopteri, Scombriformes, Scombridae. Gene Ontology annotation, molecular function: prostaglandin E receptor activity; thromboxane receptor activity. Gene Ontology annotation, biological process: positive regulation of cytosolic calcium ion concentration; inflammatory response; adenylate cyclase-activating G protein-coupled receptor signaling pathway. Gene Ontology annotation, cellular component: plasma membrane. The record is from RefSeq and is a predicted model, not a curated record. Bases 16 to 1155 code for a protein of 379 amino acids. The transcript has 2 exons.
CCUCAGAGCUCAGUGAUGUUAGCUUUGAGUCACUACAACUCCUCAGCCUCCCCGUUCCUCCCUCCUUUCUCUAAUGGCAGCGGAGAGAUGGUGGAGGCCAGGGUGUUUGUUGAAGGGCUGUCGCAGCAGGGGAACUACACCUUGGUGCAACCCACCACCAGCGGCAUCAUUGUGGUUGUACUAUCCAUGACUUUGGGCAUCAUCUCCAACAUUGUGGCCCUCUUCAUCCUGGCUAACGCCUACUCCCUCCAGCGCCGGCGCUCCAAAGCCACGUUCCUUCUCUUUGCUACUUCACUGGUGAUCACGGACUUCAUUGGACACUUGAUCCCAGGUGCCCUGGUUCUGAGACUCUACCUCUUUGGAGGUGUACGCCCGGAGGACUUUAACACGUCUGAUGGGAUGUGCCAGUUCCUGGGUGGCAGCAUGGUGUUCUUUGGCCUGUGCCCACUCUUCAUGGGCUGCGCCAUGGCUGCUGAGCGCUGCCUGGGUGUCACUAAGCCGCUGCUGCACUCAUCUCUGGUCACCACAACCCGCACUAAAAUAUGCCUCUCUGUCAUUUGGCUGGCAGCUCUGUGCGUGGCCAUGCUGCCAUGUUUUCAGCUGGGCUCUUACGCCUACCAGGACCCAGGGACCUGGUGUUUCAUUAAAGUGCUCAGUGACACUGAGGCAGUGGAUGUAGCAUUUGUGGUGCUCUUCUCUGGACUUGGUCUGACCUCCCUGGCUGUGGCGCUGGUGUGUAACACCAUCAGCGGACUGACGCUGGUGCUUGCUCGGCUCAGGAGGAAGCCCGGCUCUCAUCAUUCAGCCAGGUCCCACGACAUAGAGAUGGUGGUGCAGCUGGUGGGGAUCAUGGUCACCUCAUGUAUCUGCUGGAGCCCUCUGCUGGUCUUUGGCCUGAUGUCCGUGAUCCGCUCCUACACAGGAUCCAUUGGAGAAAACCUGUCCAACUAUAAAAUGCUGAUGGUGAUGGGUGUGAGACUGGCCACUUGGAACCAGAUCCUCGACCCCUGGGUCUACAUUCUGCUGCGUCGCACCGUACUCCGAAAAAUCUACCUCAUCGCUAAGUGCCAGGCGGGCCUUAGGGGUAAUAUAUUAAGCCGGUGGGAGCCCACGUCCUUUCCCAGCUCAGAGAAAAAGGACGUCAGCCAAGUCUGAGCUGAAAGGAAGACUGAUGUAGUACGCUGAGGCUGUACUGCAUCACCAAGUCACUGAACAUAUGUAGGACUCAGAGUGCCAGGAGAGAUCCACAAAGAAGCAGGUGGAGGGAACAAACUCUGUGGCUGUAAUGGCAGGGUUGAUCAGAUUUUGCAGUUUGACAUUUCUGGGCUGGUCCAUCUUUAGAAAUGUUUAAUGGAUACUAUCAAAAUAUCUAUUUCAUACUCCAUCAACGUUUACCUAUGAGUUCAUUUUCUGAGCUUAGAAAUGGAAGCUAGCUAAUGCUGUGAUUUUGCACAAAGUAUCAUACAUUUUCUACUGUUUAGUUAUAAUAAGUGAGCAUUCCUUUCUGCAUGUAUCUCAUGUGGACUACGGUCAUCCAUGUAAACCUUUUAAUGGUAAAGGGCAGAGAUGAUGUAGGCAAUGUGAACGCAGCACUAAACAUAUUCUUCCCUGAGAAACUCAAAGAGUGUUACAUUUAGAGGGACAGAGGAUUAUUUGGUUUUAUUUCUCAGUGUUAAGAAAAACGUUUGACUUGCUCUUAAAUUCGAUGAAUGUGGAAGAACUGAGCUAUAUCAGUAAAACCAUCAGAGGGAGCUCCAGAGUAAACCCUAUCAGUAUUUAGAGUGUAUUUGUAAUGUAAAGUACUCAGCUGAAUGUAUUUCAUUAAGGAAGGCCAAUGUUCAAUUACUGUGGAGUUUAUACAUGUUUAAUUAUGCUUAAAUAUGCUGUGUUUAUACAGUGCUUUAUGUGAAAUAAUGUAAGAUUUUAUAAGUUAAUACUUGAAUUGUACCCUCAAUUUACUGAGGACAUGUAAAGAAUGUAAAUAAAGCAAUGCAA